Molecule: messenger RNA, 4372 nt
Organism: [Torrubiella] hemipterigena
Lineage: Eukaryota; Fungi; Ascomycota; Sordariomycetes; Hypocreales; Clavicipitaceae
Source: the annotation of a GenBank genome assembly
GAAAAAAAAGUUGACUAGUGAAGCAUCGACGCUGAAAAUUUCCCCAGCGAACGCAGCGUGAAAGACAGAGCCACCGCAACGGCUCAAUUCUUGUACGAUUUCUGGCAGAGUUGAAACAGUACUUUGCAAAGCCAUUCAUCAGUUGUUCGCGAGCUUUGCCUCACUUACAGCCUGCAAGCAGACUCUUUGACAAAGCACUGUUAGUGGCUCUUGUCUAAAAGCCAUAUAUCACGACUUGACCAAGCCAACGCCUCACCACAUCAUCCAAAUAGAAUGCCUACCGCUACCAAGCGCAAGGCGCCAGUAAAGCUGGCGACCCCCGCCGUGCGAUCGGGGGUCAAGGUGCAAAACAAGACCAAGAUUGACGAGUCCAACGCAACCAUUGUUGCUGCCGAAGCCGAGACCGCCCCCGCGAUCGAAACGAUAGAAAUCUCCUCGGGCGAGGAGUACGAGUCUAGCGACGACGAUAUCGACAUGGAGCAGGCCAACGGCGCUGCUGCUGCUGCUGCUGCUGGUCGUCGCAACAGCAAGGCCCUUGUCAACGGCAAGGCCGCCAAGGGCGACGACGAAGAUGGCUCUGACGGCGAGGCAACCUCUCCCUCCUUCGGCGAGCUGCUCCGCGGAAGCGACGCCGUAGAUGUCACCGCCCUGCUCGCACAGCCCAUCACAGCCGCCGGCGUUGUCGCCAGAACAUCCGACAAGGCCAUCAACCCAGUCUCCCACCGAUCUCUCACCGCAACCCUCACGCAGGCGCUCAAGUCCGACGACACCGACCUGCUUGAGUCCUGCCUGAGCACCGGCGACCUGCCCACCAUCCGCAACACAAUAGAGGAAAUCGACAGCACAUAUGCCGGCAUUCUUCUGACAAAGCUGGCCGCCCGCCUGUACCGCCGCCCCGGCCGCGCUGGCAACCUGAUGACCUGGGUCCAAUGGACCAUCAUUGCCCACGGCGGCGCAUUGGCCUCGCAACCAAAGGUCAUCCAGGGCCUCAAUGGCCUGCAAAAGGUGCUGGCCGAGCGAGCCAAGGGCCUGAACAGUCUGCUCGCGCUCAAGGGCAAGCUGGAUCUCCUGCAGGGCCAGAUGGACCUGCGCCGCAAGAUGCAGAGCGGCAAGGGCAUUGCCGACGAGGACGACCUUGACGAGGAUGUCGACGAGCACGUUAUCUGGGUCGAGGGCGACAACAAUGCCAGAGCUGGCGGCGACGAUGACGAUGGCGCUGCUCCCCUGGCAAAUGGCUACGACGCCAUGUCUGACGACGACGAGGACGACGAGUCUGUUGUCGAGGACGACCAGGAGAGCGUUGAGGGCGACGAGCUUGAUGAGCACGAGGUUGCGUACGAUGAGCCUGAGGAGUCCAACGGCGAGGAUGAGGAGAGCGAUGCCGAGCCCGCUCCCCCGAGCAAGCUGCAAAAAGUAGCCAACUACUUCAAGAGAAAGUAGGAACCUUCUGCUUGAUAGAGGCUUGAGCAGUGGGGCGCGAUGUGUGAAUGUACAAACAGGUGAUGGGUGAUGAAAGCGUCACCAGGAAUCGCAAAAGGAAGCUUAUUAGAAAAAGUUUGCAUAUGUCUGCAUGGCCGAUAUAAUCUAGGCGUUUGGGUACAUCUUUUUUUGUUAGUUAUGGACGCUGGUUUCAUUUACGAUGAAUAAAAAAACACAUUAAAAAUUCAAAAGCACAUUUAUCAGAUCACGGCGUGGAGGCAUGUCGUAGAAUAUAACGUUGGUUUGUAAGUAUAUAUACAUAUGCAGGCUUUGUAGCCUCAACUACCGUGUAAAAAAUAUAUUUGCAGUAGCAAAAAAUAGAUGCAAGGGGGCAACAGUUUCGUAAGAAACGGCCAUGGAAACGCUGAACUAAUUGAAAGACGCAAAAGAAAAAUCGCAACGCAAUGUAUAGCUUGCGCAAUGCAGGAUGUCAUGAGAUGCAUUCGCUCAUGCAAGGGGCAGCGAGAUGUAUAUGCAAGAGGCACGCGACACGCUUUCUGUAUAAGCGUCUAAAGCUGGAAUAAAAAACGACGGCUUCAACCAGUCGAGCGGCAACAAUAAAAGAAAAUGCGCCUGUAAAACGGGAUAAUGGAAGAUGCUCUAAAUGGCCCAGCUGCCGCGUCUCUCACGGACGCCCCAGGCCAGCGGAUCGAGAUUAUCGAGAUCAGGAUGCUGUCUCGCCCAUUCGUAGAUGUAGGUUCGUAGAGCACGCCAUCUGGGACAGCGGUCUUCAUCUGCCACAUUGUCGUCGAGCGUCAUCUCGAGCAUGUGGCCCUUGAUUCCCGCCGCCGCCUCAUCUUUACUGCGCAGCUCCUCGACGCUGACCCGUGUAAUCUUGGACAGCUCGUCAUCAAACGAGCGCGCCAUGGCCGGGUACCCCAGCGACAGGUAGUUGUAGACCUGUGUGACAAAGGCGUCGUCAAAGUCGGCAGCAAUCUUUUCGUCGAGGUCGGCGCGGGCCUUUUCCUGCUCGAGGCGCUUGUCGAGCCCGUGCAGCACGUGAAGCCGGUUACUGUUGUUGCCGCUGCGGUGGCUCCUUUUGGUGGUCGCAGCAGCAUUUGUCCCAUGUUCGGUUACAGUGAUUGUGGCGCCGGGCCGACGUGGGACGAUCCCGCCGUCAUCUUCAUCGUCGUCGCUGCCAUGGUGGUAGUAGACAUCGAGGCUGCCGACCGAGUCGGACGACGCAGACGUCGAGAGAAUGGACGGCGGCUCUUCGCUGCUGGCAACGGGCGAGUCGACUUCGUAGGCUAGCGGCGUGGCAGGGGGAAACGGCGUCGCGAGCAUUUUGGUCGGCUGCAAGUCGGCGGGCACGAGGUAUCCGCCGGUCGAUUCCGACCUGCAGCAGUAACCCCUCCACAGGCCGCCUUUGCCCGACAUGUCCCGGUCACGCUCCUCGUGCGCGCAGCCCUCAUCAUGCCGCCUCUUGUUGAAGGGAUGGUCGGUUUCCAGCUUGGUCUGCUUGGGCGACGGGCAUUUUCGAAACUUGAGCUCUGAGCCGAGCAUCGGAGGCGACACAAACUGGCGGAGGCGCCGCAGCUGCGCUUCAUCGGGCUUGAGUCCGAGUGCUGCAAACGGGCGUCCAAAGGGUCCUUGGUUGUUUUGUCGCUGUGCUUGUUGGUCGUGUGGCUGUUGUUGUGUGGUGGUUGUUUGUGGUGGUUGUGAUUGCUGUUGCUGCUGCUGCUGUUGUUGGGUGGCAGCAGAAGAAAGAAGUUGGGCUGCAUCCCGGCCCUGUGGUGGGGGCCCUGCUCCAGGAAAUACAUUUUGCACACUAGCUCGUGCCAGACGAGCUGCCAACGCCAACGCUUCAGCCUCCUCGGCGUCAGUGUCUCGUCGGUAGACGUCAGGUGGUAUCCGUGUGUCCGUGGUCCACAUGGGAUCGGGCGGUCCCGGCAGCUCCAUCCUGUCAAGAUCUGAAUCCGAUCGUAUAAGAUCUCGGUCCAUAUCUCGCUGCUUGUUCCGGUCGUCUUCUUCAUCGUCCACCACGGCCUCUUCGUUGUCCUCGUCCCCUCGUCGUAGAUGGGCCAGCUUCUCAGCAUGGUCUUGCAUGUGCUUGUGCCACCAGUUCAGCCCCAGAAAUGUGCCACUCCACCUUCUCGAGCUCGACUGUUGGGGAACGCCGCCAGCGCAUCCUCCUGCAUCUGCCGGUCAGCCUCCUUGGCCGCCAGCUCAAGCAGAUAUUCCUUGACUCCAUCUUCCUCCGUCUCACGCCUCGUAGGCGGUAUACGCUGCUCCAACUCUUCCUCGGUGACCUCUUCGUCUCGCCGCCGCCGCGACUUGGUUCUGCUGAGAUAUAUGUGGUUGGUGUAUGGGGUAAUGUCGGUCUUAUCGGUGGGUUUUGUGGCGGGGCCCGAAUCUCCUAGUCUGAAGGUUCGCCGCGAAGAUUCAAUUAAUUGUGGUGCAAAGCGUCGUCGUGGCAGAGCAUCCUUGACUGUUUCCACAGGAGAGAGCUGCCGAGGGGAUGGCUCGGGGGUGAGCUCUGGGCUGGGGCCUCCAUACGGUUCAAUUGCGCGGGGACCCUUUCUCACUGAUUGGAAAGUAGUCUCUAUUGGUAUCGGGGCGAAACGACGCCGCGUUUCGCUCGGAUUCGACAUAUCGAAGGGGGGGAAUCUCACUACGGCGGCUCCCAGCGGCCGACCAGCAGCGGUAGUAGCGGAAGUAUGAUGGUAGCUAUUGAGCAAUGGUAGAUUACCAAAGCCAAAGUAAAUCGUUGCAACGAGCUGCAGGGCGGGCUAACGUAUGUUGCGGCCGGUCGUCUGAAUAUCUGUUCCGAUUAUCGCACCACUCGGGUCGCGCGCGUGAGAAGAGUCAACAAGGCUCGUGCCAGUGUCUCUACGCAAGGCUGGUCGUAUAAAGGAGCCAAAUAAUAGGAUAUCGUCGUAUACGUGUUUUUUUA